Molecule: messenger RNA, 1920 nt
Organism: Pteropus alecto (black flying fox)
Lineage: Eukaryota; Metazoa; Chordata; Mammalia; Chiroptera; Pteropodidae
Gene: KLHDC3
Product: kelch domain containing 3
Exons: 12
Coding region: 221-1369 (382 amino acids)
Cellular component (GO): cytoplasm
Molecular function (GO): protein binding; chromatin binding
Source: RefSeq, a predicted model, not a curated record
AGUCGUCGGUUGGCGCGCAACGGGUUCUAGGCUGUAGGCAGCGCGAGGACCCGUGGCCCCGCCCCGGCCCGGCCUGGCAAGGGGCCUCCCUUACUUGAGCUUUCCCUGUGCCUGAAGUUCUGCCUUGAACAGGGAGCAGAUGAUUCACCCAAAUCCAGCAGGUAGCAGAGGCAGCAGGCCGUGCCGGGGGGGCAUGUUGCUGUAACCAGUGGCCCAGGGGAUGUUACGGUGGACAGUGCACCUGGAGGGCGGGCCCCGCAGGGUGAACCAUGCUGCAGUGGCUGUUGGGCACCGGGUAUACUCCUUCGGGGGUUACUGCUCUGGUGAAGACUAUGAAACACUGCGUCAGAUUGAUGUGCACAUUUUCAAUGCAGUGUCCUUGCGUUGGACAAAGCUACCCCCGGUGAGACCCGCCAUCCGCGGGCAGGCUCCUGUGGUACCCUACAUGCGAUAUGGACACUCAACCGUCCUCAUCGAUGACACAGUCUUCCUUUGGGGAGGGCGGAAUGACACAGAAGGGGCCUGCAAUGUGCUCUAUGCCUUCGACGUCAAUACUCACAAGUGGUCCACACCCCGAGUGUCAGGAACAGUUCCUGGGGCCCGGGAUGGACAUUCAGCUUGUGUCCUGGGCAAGACCAUGUACAUUUUUGGAGGCUAUGAGCAGCUGGCGGACUGCUUUUCCAAUGACAUUCACAAGCUGGAUACCAGCACCAUGACAUGGACUCUUAUCUGUACAAAGGGCAACCCUGCACGCUGGAGGGACUUCCACUCAGCCACAAUGCUGGGUAGUCACAUGUAUGUCUUUGGGGGUCGCGCUGACCGCUUUGGGCCAUUCCAUUCCAACAAUGAGAUUUACUGCAACCGCAUCCGAGUCUUUGACACCAGGACUGAGGCCUGGCUGGACUGUCCACCCACUCCGGUGCUGCCCGAGGGGCGCCGGAGCCAUUCAGCCUUUGGCUACAAUGGGGAGCUGUACAUCUUUGGUGGCUAUAAUGCAAGGCUGAACCGGCACUUCCACGACCUGUGGAAGUUUAACCCUGCUUCCUUUACCUGGAAAAAGAUUGAACCGAAGGGGAAGGGGCCAUGUCCCCGUCGGCGCCAGUGCUGCUGUAUUGUCGGUGACAAGAUUGUCCUCUUUGGGGGUACCAGUCCGUCUCCUGAGGAAGGCCUGGGAGAUGAAUUUGACCUCAUAGAUCAUUCUGACUUACACAUUUUGGACUUUAGCCCUAGUCUGAAGACUCUGUGUAAAUUGGCUGUGAUUCAGUAUAACCUGGAUCAGUCCUGUUUGCCCCAUGAUAUCAGGUGGGAGCUGAAUGCCAUGACCACCAACAGCAAUAUCAGUCGCCCCAUCGUCUCCUCCCAUGGAUAGGAGGACGUUUCUGCCAUCUCCCCCCACUGAGCCUGCUGUUGUCUUCACUGCCCCUGCCCCUCUCACCCGCCUGCCCCUUUGGACCCAGGACUGGGUAUACCUCCGCAUGGAGCUGUUGGAGUAGAGGUGUUUUCUGUGCUGUGAACUCAGUGGGGAACUGUUGGGGGAGGGCUAGGUUCCCUCCCUCUUUGGGCCGAGGGCCCCUUCCCUUGGUGCUGUCCCAUCCACCUCCUUCCAACUGCUCCUGGGCCUCUGCUCUGCCCUAAGCCAGCCAGGCUCUGCUGGGAAGUGAAGGGAAUUGGGAUAAGGGAGAAGCAAGCAGUGUCUGGGCCUCAGGAGCUUCCCCCAGCUCUAUUUUCACCCCCUCUCCUUGCUUGAGCCAUGAGCAUUGUUUGGGAGCUGAGAGGAGUUGCAGCUGUUGCCAUGAAACCCUUCUCCCUGAGCUGGGGAAGGCGAGGACCAGCAGAUAAUCCCACCCUUCCUUGAGCUGUUGCUGUAACCUUGACGCUCUCAGCCAGCUCAGAUUUUAUAAAAAUGAAUUAAAAACCAAA